AGAGGAAAAAGACAUAUGUAUAAAAAGAAGUUCCCUUCUACUUGCUUUCGUUUGGAGCAGAAAUAAACAGACACAGUUUCUUCGGUUCUUCUCUCUCUUUCCUUUUCUCACGCCGAGAUUUCUGCGACUGCUCUAGUCGCACGACCUUUUAAGAAUCGACGCCAUCUUCACUCUGUUUGAGCUCACACAUCACGAUCUUGGACGUCUUUUUAAGCGCAAAACAAAAGACUGAUGUGUACAUAUUACUAAAUACGGGCUUGGAGUUUUGCCUUUUGGACUGAGAAACUCAAGAGAGAAAGAGAGAGAGAGAGAGUGUGUCUUAUCCGGUUUUGUGUUGUCAGAAGCUCAAAGACAAAACAAAAAAGCAAUUAUUUUUAGGGUUCAAACGAAGAAAAAUUGGAAAUUUGAGAAGUUGUGGGUGGUGGCUUCUUCAAGUGUAAAGCUUUUUCUUAGACUCUUCUUCCAAUUUGUGAGUCUAUCUCUCUCUCUCUCAGUAAGCUCUUUCUCUCUCUCUCUCUCUCUCUCUCUCUCUUUAAUCUUUAUUCGUUCUUUCUUUAUUUGCUCUGUGUCGUUUCCUUAUUUUUGGCUUAAUUAUACAAACUUUAGUUACUUAAAAGCUAAUUACAAGUAUAUUUACUUCUCUAUUGUUGCUAAUCUUUGAUUCUGAUUUCGUUUAUACAAUUCCCGUGACCAAAAAAAAGUUACCAUCUAAGAUAUAAGAUAGUGUUACCAGUUUUCUACUCAUAAUUUUGUUAUUGUGAUGCAAUAAGUUGAGUUCUCUUUACAUUAUCUUCAAUAACUCUCUGAGAGUGACUUUUUGUUCUCCUCUGAUCCGUGGAGGGUUAUGUGUGUGUGUGUUUUUUGUUUUUUGGGGGUUUUUUCUCCUGUUUUUAGGGACUCUAGUGAUUCAUGCAUAUAUGAUGUUAUUGUCUGUUUAUGAGAAUAUGGAAAUAAUUUAAGCAAGGUAUGAUAACAUAUAGGAUAAUCUUUUGUUUGAGCUUAUAAUUCUGCUUAGAAAUCUUAAAAUAAUGCUUACGCUGUUGAUGUGAACUUGAGGCCUAGCCUCUGACCACAAAUCCUAGCCUACUUCGUUGACCAUACCUUUAUCUUGGCUUUAUAUUCUAAUCCAAAUCCUGUCUCCCAAUGCAUUGGUUGGUCCAAAACAAAAUCCUCAUUUCAUAGAUCUUGUAAUCUUUUUGGUCUGUAAUUUGCAUUAGGAUGGUAACCUCGUACAUCAUGUGAAAUGUCUUUGUUAGUAUAAACUUUGGUAAGUUGUGUUGAUGACUUUCAAGCAUUUCUUCUUAUUGACAAAGGGAUGGACUUCUCUAGAGACGCUGGAAUGAUGAUGGAGAACAAGCGGAAUGUCUGCUCUCUCGAAGAAAGCAGUAUCAAACGGCACAAGUCUGAUCUCUCUUUCAAUUCCAAGGAGAGGAAGGACAAAGUUGGAGAACGUAUUUCAGCUCUUCAACAAAUAGUUUCCCCUUAUGGAAAGACCGACACUGCAUCAGUUCUUCUAGACGCGAUGCAUUACAUAGAGUUUCUUCACGAACAAGUGAAGGUGCUAAGUGCUCCGUAUCUGCAAACGAUACCUGAUGCUACGCAGGAGGAGGUGGAGCAGUACAGCCUGAGAAACAGAGGAUUAUGCCUUGUUCCAAUGGAGAAUACAGUUGGAGUUGCUCAAAGCAACGGAGCUGAUAUCUGGGCGCCCGUGAAGACUCCUCUUUCUCCAGCUUUCAGUGUCACAUCUCAAUCACCCUUUAGAUGACCAAUUCGGCUUUUCACCUACUAAGAUCUUUGUGUUAAGCCUAAAGAAGAUGACCAAUUGUUAUUAUUCUGAUGAUGCCUCUGUAACAUAUAUAGACAGAGAGACACAUGGUGUUGGUUUAGAACAGCUCAUGGUUGGCAAUGGCUGUUAUUAUUUGACUGCUUAAUGCAUCCCCUUACUUUGGACUUAUGUAAUAUGCCCAAACAGAAACCAAAUGAUUCUAAUGCAAAGUAAUCUUCAUGCCAAAAA
Messenger RNA from Arabidopsis lyrata subsp. lyrata, 2014 nucleotides. Its product is annotated as transcription factor bHLH153. The transcript is spliced from 5 exons. Gene Ontology annotation, cellular component: nucleus. Gene Ontology annotation, molecular function: RNA polymerase II cis-regulatory region sequence-specific DNA binding; protein dimerization activity; DNA-binding transcription factor activity, RNA polymerase II-specific. Gene Ontology annotation, biological process: regulation of transcription by RNA polymerase II. The record is from RefSeq and is a predicted model, not a curated record. Bases 1316 to 1765 code for a protein of 149 amino acids. NCBI's taxonomy places the organism in Eukaryota, Viridiplantae, Streptophyta, Magnoliopsida, Brassicales, Brassicaceae.